AUGGACCGCCUUCACAGGGUCCUGUCCCGGGCCAACAACAAGCCCUUUCGCACCAAGCACCUCGAGACACCAGCCCCCUACCUCAACAACAGCGGCCAUGUCGCUUUUGCGCCCAACGACGUUGAGAACCCGCAGAACUGGAGCACCGCGCGUCGUUGGCAGAUCACCGUCGCCGCCGUCUGGCUCGUCAUGAACGCAACAUUCGCCUCCUCCUCCCCGAGCGGCUGCCUAGGCUCCAUCGCCCAGAGCUUUGGCGUCUCCCGCGUCGCCGCCGGCCUCACCAUCACCCUCUUCCUCCUCGGCUACGUCGCCGGCCCCCUGGUCUUUGCGCCCCUAAGCGAGUUCUACGGACGCCGCUGGAUCUUCUACCUCUCCUUCAGCCUCUACCUCGCCUUUAAUUUUCUGUGCGCCUUUGCCCCCAACUUUGGCAGCCUCCUCGUCGGACGCUUCCUCACGGGCACCUUUGUCUCCGCGCCCCUGAGCAAUGCGCCCGGCGUCGUCGCUGACCUCUGGAACCCCCUCGAGCGCGGCAACGCCAUGGCCGCCUUUAGCGCUCUUGUCUACGUCGGUCCUGCCCUGGGCCCCGUCAUCUCUGGCUUCCUCGAGCUCAAGGAGGACUGGCGCUGGUCCUUUUACGUCCUGCUCUGGCUCGGUGGCGCCUCACUCGUCCUCAUGUUCACCAUCCCCGAGACGCACGGGCCAACCAUCCUGCUGCACAAGGCCAGGCGGAUACGCGCUGCCAAGAUCCCAGGGUUCGAGGACGUCAAGGCUCCCGUCGAGGACAGCGACCGUUCGCUCCUCGCCGUGUACAAGGUCGCCCUCAUCAGACCCUGGGUCAUCCUCUUCGACACCAUUUCCUUCCUCUGCGCCGUCUACAUGUCCGUCGUCUACACGCUUCUCUACAUGCUCUUCAGCAUCUACCCCAUUGUCUUCCAGGAGAAGCGCGGCUGGAACGCGGGCGUCGGCGAGCUGCCCUUGUUGGGCACCGUCACGGGCGCCGUCCUGGGCGGUCUCAUCGUCAUGCUCGACACGCGUCGCCGCAAGCGCAAGAUUGAGCAGGGGGAAGCCAAGAUGGAGGAUCUCGAGCCCGAGGACCGUCUGCCCCUGGCCAUUCUGGGCGGCAUCGGGUUCCCCAUCACCAUGUUCUGGUUCGCCUGGUCGGCGCAGUACAACUCUGUCCACUGGAUCGUGCCCACCAUUGCGGGGGCAUUGCUCUCGACGUCGUUGCUGCUCAUCUUUGUGGGCUAUCUCAACUACCUCGUUGACACCUACCUCAUGUACGCCGCCUCCGCCAUUGCCGCCAACACCAUCUCCCGCUCUCUGUGUGCCGCCUCGGCACCACUCUGGGUGAACCAGAUGUUCAGCGCCAUGGGCGUCGGCGGCGGCGGCUCCCUCAUAGGCGGCCUCGCUGCUGUCCUCGCCGUGAUCCCUUUUGUGUUCUAUAAGUAUGGCAAGCCUAUCCGGGUGCGGAGCAAGUUCGCGCCCACAGAGGAGACCAUGGCGCGCCAGGGGAAGGAUGAGGAGCAGGCAAUGCCGGAACAGGCGCCUACGCACGGGCGGAGGAGCAGUGAUGAAGCGGUCAGCACUGGACCGAGUGCUUGGACAUAA
Emericellopsis cladophorae is the source of this 1608-nucleotide messenger RNA. RefSeq names its product benomyl/methotrexate resistance protein. The transcript has 2 exons. Gene Ontology annotation, molecular function: transmembrane transporter activity. Gene Ontology annotation, biological process: transmembrane transport. Lineage: Eukaryota; Fungi; Ascomycota; Sordariomycetes; Hypocreales; Bionectriaceae. The record is from RefSeq and is a predicted model, not a curated record. The coding region runs from base 1 to 1608 and encodes 535 amino acids.